Messenger RNA from Eruca vesicaria subsp. sativa (arugula), 366 nucleotides. The record is from the annotation of a GenBank genome assembly. NCBI's taxonomy places the organism in Eukaryota, Viridiplantae, Streptophyta, Magnoliopsida, Brassicales, Brassicaceae.
AUGAUGCUGAAACUACAAAUCGGUACGCCUCCUGUCGAGAUCGAAGCUUUCAUAGACACAGGAAGUGAGAUCACGUGGACAAAUUGUUUGCCUUGUAGUAACUGCUUAAAACCAAGCCGUACUGCAGUAUUCGACCCUUCAAAAUCCUCGACCUACAAAGAGAAAAUAUCUGAUGGCAAAUCUUGUACGUAUGACAUGGUCUACUUAGACAAAAGCUAUACAAAAGGAACAUUUGCAACCGAGACUGUCAGGAUCCAAUCAACUUCAGGAAAACACUAUGUAAUGCCUGGAACCACCUUUGGAUGUUCCCACAACUCCUCAGUAGAUUUUAAAACGGUCCCUUCGGGGGUUGUUGGUCUAAACUGA